Molecule: messenger RNA, 753 nt
Organism: Lachnellula hyalina
Lineage: Eukaryota; Fungi; Ascomycota; Leotiomycetes; Helotiales; Lachnaceae
Exons: 3
Coding region: 1-753 (250 amino acids)
Source: RefSeq, a predicted model, not a curated record
AUGCAAUCUCAGAGACUCCCGGCCGGUCCUGCCAAACAGGGAGGAAGCUCUCAGCCACCACAAACAUACACUGUGCAGCAAGGUUUUGAGCUGGCCAGUGCAUCGGCGGUGUCAGCCAGACCCCACCUCGAUCUUGCUGCCGAGUUCUUGGUGCGCGUAUUUAGUGCCAACAAUGUUCCCUACGCGUUUAUGGGAGGAUACUCCUUGCUCUUACGUGGUAGCACGCGAGGAACAAAUGACGUUGAUCUCACCGUUGGUUGCGCCAUGGAUCAACUUGUUCAGGUUGUCAAAGCUCAGAACCAAGUAUGGCGGCCUCUUGGUCCUACCUCUGGUGUUCUCCGCUUAUUUAUUAAGGUUGGUGGGGAAAACUCCGGAGUUCCAGAACUAAAAGUUAUGGUGGAUGUUAUCCUCCGUGGUUCUCUUGGAGCGCCUGAUAAUCUGCAAGCUGCAUCCGAAGUGCUUAAUAGCACCACAUCACUUGGUCCGAGAGCAUGGCCAGCGCUUGACCUACCCACCGUGAUGAACAGCAAACUCGGCGCCUUCUUUGCUAGAGGCGCAAGUAAUCCAGGGAGCAACGAUUACCAAGAUAUCGUCUUCCUUGUGAACAACUAUAUGGAGCCCAUUUACAACAUUCGAUCUCAGUUGAAUGCUACCCAUCGUCAGGAAUUUGUGAAUGCCUAUGCCAGGGCCAAUUCGGGGCCCCAAAGAAUGGUCCAGGUGAAGAAGAUAAAGCAUGUUUUAGGCAUUGUGUGA